Messenger RNA from Galdieria sulphuraria, 4938 nucleotides. Its product is annotated as fanconi anemia group D2 protein. Gene Ontology annotation, molecular function: DNA polymerase binding. The coding region runs from base 11 to 4360 and encodes 1449 amino acids. Gene Ontology annotation, biological process: mitotic intra-S DNA damage checkpoint signaling; homologous chromosome pairing at meiosis; double-strand break repair involved in meiotic recombination. Lineage: Eukaryota; Rhodophyta; Bangiophyceae; Galdieriales; Galdieriaceae. The transcript has 4 exons. Gene Ontology annotation, cellular component: membrane; condensed chromosome; nucleus. The record is from RefSeq and is a predicted model, not a curated record.
UUGCUGCUGAAUGUACCACUUCCUGGAGCAGUUGCCUAUUGAAGACGACUACAGUGCUCACAUUUUAAGCACUUGUUUCUCUAACAGCGGCCUAAAAAUAUUCAGGAUAUCUAGUGAAGUUGGAAAAUUGGUUUAUGGAGUCUACGAUAUUUCCGAAUUCCGACAAGAACUGUUGACCUUCCUGAAAAAUGAACAAGAAAGGCUUGACGAGUUCGUCUCUGAGUUGUCAAGAGCUUGGGAUAAGACUUCCAUUUUUGAAAGGUCCUUAGAUCCUCUUAUUCGUAUUGACUUGCAGACCCCGGAAACGGAUUGCAACCCUCAACAGUUCAUCUCGUUUGAUUCUUCCCUUAUCCGUGUCCUCACCACUCUUCCACCAAUUCAGGAGAACCUGUUUAAUAUUCUCAUACUCAAAUUAUCCGAAUGGCAAAGUUCAAAGAUGAAGUCUUACCAGCAACCCAACUCACACGCUGCCACAAUUCAAGAGAAAAUUCUAGAACAACUGUGUUUCCAGCCAGUCAUAUUGCAAAGUAGUACUUUGGCAAGAAGUCUUGUUGAACUUAUAUCUGUUUCUUCUGAUAGCCUGCAAUACAAAUUGUUGUUUCGUCUUCCUGAUAUACUCGAUGAGGAAGGACAGGAAUUGGCCAGCAGUUUGUUACUCAAGAUAAUUCCUCAUUCUCCUCACUUGCUGAAUCAAGCUCUGGAAGCUUUUUCAUGUAUGUCUCUGAGCCAUGAAAAAGUCUCAACUAUAGUCAAACAACUAUGCGAAACUGGUUCAGGUCUUAGUAUAAAGGCAAUGUUAGAUCUCAUUCUCAUGGUUCCUGAGCCAGACAUGAUGACGCAUGUCUUGCGUUGUUUGCAGAGAUCAUGCAUUGAUUUUGUUGAAGAUUCAAGUCAAAUGUAUGCAAUAAUCAAAAACUUUACAAAGCGAGCAAAGUCAAACGCUACAGCGAGGAAAAAUAUCUUGAAAUAUUAUCGAACGAAAGGUGAUAAACUUGAGGAACUGGACUAUUUUCUUCUGUUUUUAUUAUAUAGUGCUGGAGAGAAGAGAUUCGUAUUGCAUUAUGUAUUCAAAAAAAAUUGGAAACUAGGUAAUCAACCUCUCUUUUCCUCUAUUUACAAUAUUAUCAAAUUGUAUCCAAAGUUUUCUCAUGAUCUAUGUUCUUUACUUGAACUUGCAGCUUGUGAUGCGAAAGAGGCCUUACAAGGUGAACAAAUCAGUUUGAUGUUCGUCACCAUUUUAAGAGCAUUAAAAUGUAUCGAUAAUGGCCCUACACAAUUGAUUGAAUGUAUUAUUUCUUCUCUAGUUAGACUAGUUGAAAGACAUCCCAGUGUCGCCAGUGAUAUUGGAUUGUUUUCUUUACUCUAUAUUUCUCGAAACUGGCCUGAACUUGUCGAGACAUCUCUUCGUUCAUUGCAGAUACUUUGGGAGUAUCUUGAAGUCUUUGAUGAAACAAAUUUACGUUGUCUGUUUGAAGUGUCUGUAAGAGUACUACAGAGAACAAAUCUACGCAAUAUGGAAACUUGUACUCUUUCGAGUUUAGCAAUUCUUCUACAAAAGGACUUGUGCCACAUUGAUGAACGAAUACGUAAAGUUGGAAUUAUAGGAGCUUGUGCAAACCUGGAGCUCAUUCCUUCACUUUUUUCAGAAAAUCAAAACAAUUCAAAACCAAAUUUUCGACUAGCUCCACUCUUUAUCAAUACCAUAACACCUCAGAUACUACGAGAGUUUUCAUAUUUUGUGUCUCGUAGAUUAUUUAGCGUUGAAACUGUCAACAAAAUACUGUCAUCAUCACUCGAAGUCUUUGAACGACAUUUCUCUGUUGAAAGGAGACAAAAAAUUGCCGAAGCAAGCCAGGACGAUCUUUCCUCCUCAUGCGAGGAGCAGGACGACAGUUCAAUAACCACCCUCAUUUUGAAGAAUACGGACAUAGAUUUGUGGAUGGGUUUCGAGUUGUAUCGUUUAAUUGCAAGGUGUUCCAGCUAUGAAAGAGUUGAGACAAAUGCAUUAGCUCAUGUGGUUUCCAUUUUGUGCUUUGACCCUAUGCAACAGACUGUUUCUGAAGACACUUUGAAACAUGGGCUCUUUGCGGCAGGUUUUGCACGAAUAUCCAUAGCCGAAAUGGCCAACAACUUGGAACUAAUAAGUCUUCAUUUUAAAGAGUUUCGUCACAUUGUUCAGAUUCUCGUGAACUUGGAAGCUUUUCUUUCGUCAGCAUUAUAUGAUGAUAAUCACGUCAGUAUGAAAGCAGUCUGGAAGCGACUUGCGGAAAGUUACUCAAUCCAAAACUUUAUCGACUAUAGACAAAUUCUUCCCAACUUCUCUUUCGACACAUUGCACAGAUUUUGUCAGGCAGUGUUUAAAGCUGAACUUCGUCAAAACAUGGAUACUUUGAUUGCUUGUUUUCAUUGCUUUCUCAUUGACUAUCGUCGUGACAUUGAAUCCUUUGACGACCAAGUAGUCUAUGACAAAUUUUCUCCAUGUUGUCGAUACCAUUCGGGCACUUUUUGUCUGGUGACUUUGUUAACAUUACUAACUUAUAACAACGUUAUGCAACCUCAAAAAGACUCUCUUUUGAUGACAACACUUCAUUUAGCUUGCGAAACUUGUUCGUAUGAGCUCAGAAACAAAAAUGCUUUGCAGCUUCUUAUGGUAGAUGACGAUGUUUGUCUUCACUACCUCGUUGAGGCAAAUAUGCUACAAGACUCUAAUGAUGCAUUGCACAAUGAAUUAUUGAGAAUAGAACAUUUCUAUCAUCAGUUAUUUUCCCUCUUUCUAAAAAUUUGGAAGUAUGCUGAGUCCAACUGUUUGGCUGCAUUAAUUGAAUUGUUGAAUAUCAUAUGGAAAGUGCAUCCAUCACAAAACGAUUCAGAGAGUUGUCCUGAAAUUGAAAGCAUUAUUCGAUUACUUGAAGAAAGGAAUUGGGUAAACCAAUUGAAUAUGGAGCAUAAAGAGAGAAUAGCCGAAAUCUUGUUAAAAAACUCCAAAACUGAGUUUUUCCAAGUUUUAUCACAUUCCAAGGCAUUGUUUGAGGGUGACGAUUCAACUUGUUUUCGUCUUAUUUCAGAACUUGGCAAAGUUUUGGCUUCCAUUGAUCGACAAAAGUUGAAAGAAAUGUUACUUCGACUUUCUUUGGAGCAUCUCGAGAUGGAAGUUAAAAAGUACCAAGCUUGUGACAUUGUACAACCAAGUCAGCAUGAUUGGAUUCAAACUCUGAGCAUCUUUUCGCUCGUCUUCUUAACAUUUCAACACAUGUUACAAGAAGCGAAAGAAAAGGCUUCCUUGAAAUAUUUGGGUUUCUGUUUAAAAUGGGGAAGGAAACUUGUUGCAAUUAUUCUCGAUGGCGGCCUGCAGUUGCUUACAAAGGAACUGAUCCACGACAAAGCUCAUGCCAUCAAGCUGUUCAAGGAACUCCAAAAAUGUACCAGAUCUAUUCACCAGAUUUGUUUAUUCUGUAAAGAAACAAAGACGGAAUCUCUGUUGCUCUUAUUACCGCCUGUCAAAAAGCAACUUGAAAUGCUCAUUUUUCGUGUCAAGGAAAUGCUUCAGAAGCAAGGUUUAGCACAUCUAUUUUGGCUUGGGAAUUUAAAAAAUAAGAACUUGCAAGGAAUGUCUGUUUUAUUUUGGUUUACGCUUGCCGUUAUUCCUCAGAGUUCUUGUUUUGCAGUGUGUAUGUGGCGAGAACCUACUCUCAUCACUUUGUUUUUCCUUUCUUCGUUUACGUGGCUAGUGGCACGCAGUUUGGUAGCACUUGCUUGGAUAAUAUUUUGGCCUUCCUUGACUUUGUACACUUUUUGGGUUCUUGUGAGUGCAUGCUUUGAGGAACUGGCGAGAUACGUUGUGUAUAAAACGCACAACCAGAUGAACUCCGCGUUAUGUGAGUAUAAGAACUCUCGUCAUAGAGCAAGUUGUUUGCAGUUGGAGGGAUUUAUAGUCGGGACUUCUUUUGCCGUGAGUGGCUUCUUUGCUGGUGCCGGAACUAAGCUGAUUCACUUGUGGACUGAGGACUCGGGUUCUUUUGAGUCUUUGAGUUCUGAUUCGCUUGCUACGAUUUUGUGUAUAUAUUCAGUUCUCUUGUCAGGUACAAGAAUCAUUAUUGGCUUUUGUAGCUGGACUGCUAUGUCUGACUAUCAAUACAGACAAGUGUUUUUGUUUGGUUUGUGGAGUGUGGCAGUUCAGUUGAUAUUUCUCAAGGAAACUAACUCCAUCAAUGUUUUUUUAUCGUUGAUGGUUAUUUUGAGUUUUCAAUUGAUUUUUUUAGCUGUUUUGUGUAAAAGGAGGUGGUAUUCUAUGAUCUCGUAUGAUAUAAUUUCCACUGGAACGGCUUUGAGUGAUUCUGCUUGUUCAGAAGAACAGAAAUAGAAGCCGUAUGUUUUGGAACCUCUAUCUGUUUUAGUGACUAUAACCAGAGAGAAUUUCUUUGUUUAGAGUUAUAAGUGUGUGGUAAUAUCAAGUUGGAGUGAAUGUGAGUUUAUUCAUAACAGUCGGCAUACAAUAACAUUGUAAGUGUUGAGGAUAAUUUUUUCUAAAUAAUCAAACUGUUCUCAAAUUUGGUGAAAAGACUUUACAUGGAGAUAUCGAAUUGUUUUCAUUGCUCAUAAGAGCUAUGAGAAGCAAUGUUAUUUUGAUGCGAAACAAGUUAGUUCGGUUUAUAUGUUUUAUUGGAGAUUCUUUUCAAGUAGGCAUAGUAACUUCUUUUUUAUAAAAUACAUGUAAUAUUUUUAUUCUUCAAGUCAGUCAUUUUUCAAGACAUCUGUAAAAGGUUUUGAGUCAGUGACAUUGUGUUUUCAAUAUCCAAUGAAUAAGAUAUGAAUUUGAACCUUAGCCAUUCAUUCAUGGGUUUUUUAGUUACUUGUAAGAUCCUAUUACAUAGAACGAUUGAACAGUUAUAAUUAUGGGUAUCAAAAUUGCACUUCUUGAGUAAAAGCUGAUUUCUACUU